Messenger RNA from Orbicella faveolata, 3313 nucleotides. RefSeq names its product melatonin receptor type 1B-B-like. NCBI's taxonomy places the organism in Eukaryota, Metazoa, Cnidaria, Anthozoa, Scleractinia, Merulinidae. Gene Ontology annotation, biological process: G protein-coupled receptor signaling pathway. The record is from RefSeq and is a predicted model, not a curated record. Gene Ontology annotation, cellular component: membrane. Gene Ontology annotation, molecular function: G protein-coupled receptor activity.
GAAUGUGUUGCCAAUAGCGUAGAUUAGAUUCACUGCUUUGUAGUUCCAGUAAUUUUGGAUGAGGUAUUGUUAUUGCCUUGUUUCUCUUGUUUGUAUCCAAGUCCCACAUGGGACAUAAGUAAUUCAGUACUUCCUUGCAAAGUUCUCUUAUCACCAUCUCGUCAAUGAUGGCAGAACAAGAUAAACUCACCGUCACGAGAGACUAGUCAAUGCAAGAUAUUUGCGAGAGCAGCGUUCGUUGUGUGGUGGUCUUCCAUACGCUCAGUCGAAAAAGCAGAACACGUUUGCAGAGCCGAGACUAACAAGAAAAAAAGAAAGGAAACUUGGGAAACAUAUUAUACUUUUCCUUAAUUUCACAAGACGGAAGUUUGUUCUCCCAAAUUAACACAAUGACAGUUGGAACAUCAGUUGGCGCUACCAUUUCGAAUCGUAGUUUUUCCGCAGUUAUUGUUGAAUCAUUUUUAUUUAUCAUCAUAAAUACCACGGCAAUUGUUGGAAACGUAUUUGUCAUCGUCGCCAUUUCAAGAAACCCAGCACUUCGAAAAAUCACAAAUUGGUACAUUUUAAGCUUGGCAAUUUCCGACUUGGUUGUGGCAGUCACCUGUUUUCCUCUGUCGCUGGGCGCCUCCAUUAAAGGACAAUGGCUGUACAGUGACGUCAUAUGCCAACUCCAAGGUCACGUGAUACAGGUGUGGGCGUGUUUUUCUUUGACGAUCGUGGCACUGACGGCCGUGAAUCGAUAUUAUCGAGUUGUGAGGCCUAUUCUUUAUCGAAAAUUCUUCACAAAGAGAUUAACAAUAAUCAUCACUGCAGCAUGUCUAUUCUUGUCUGUCCUUGUGGCCGUGGGAAUGAUGUUUGUAAUGACAGCAAAUUUUCAGUUUGGUCCACACUUCUUCUGCACCCCCAAUUUUACUGACAGACUAUUGAAGAAAACCAUCUCCUUGCCCAUAUUUCUGGCUUUCAUACUAAUCUCACUGAUGGUGGUCAUCUUCUGCUAUUUCAAGGUUUACAGAGUCGUUCGCCGUCACGUCAUUUUAGUUUGUCCGAAUUUAAGGGCCGAGGCGCUUCACCGGCAAAAUAAAAACAGUUUCACAUGCCGAGUAGACGAGAUAAACGCUACUAAAAUGGUGUUUGCGAUCAUCACUGUAAAUUGCCUUUUGUGGAUUCCCGUCUGCAUCAUCGGAGCACUGUAUGUUUGUGACAUUGCGUUGCCACGAUGGACCCAUCUGAUGUACGAUUACCUGCUGUUUAUAACCACUGCGACGAAUCCGUUGAUUUACGGGCUCAUGAACAAGGCAUUCCGAGAUGAAUACGUUCGAAUUAUGAAAUGUGAAAAAAUUACAUAGCCGUGUGCUAAAAACAACGUGUCAUGAGUUAUAAUCAAGCACAGUUGGUAUAGCAACAGCCGGGUUUGGCACUAACUAACAAAUUACUCUUCCGGAAAAGUUUCCGAAUCCCUCCAGUGACCUAAACUUUUUAGGAGAAACACAGAGCUGGUAUCAAAGUUUGACAGUUUUCAUCUUGACAGCACAACAUUUUUUUUUUUUUUCAACAUUUGUGGUGCCACUUAGACAGUGUAGAUUGAAGUCUACCAUUUAUGUUUCCAUAACUUAAGACUUUUCUAUGUUUUACAAAACAAUAGUUAGUAAGGACCUCAGUAACUAGAAGUUUUCGAAAAUAAUUUCUACAAAAAAAGCUCAGUAUAAGACGCCAAAUUAUCUUUUAUGGAAACCACUGACAACAGAAAUAUGCACGCGCAGUUGUCGAUGAAUACACUCGUUUUUUUUCUUAUAAGAAUAUUGUUUUUCCGUUCCAGGCUGAAUAUUCUUAUUUUUUUUUGCCAUUUUUAGGCUAAAAAUAUUCUUCUGAAUAUUCUUAGAUUACAACCUGGUAUGACACAUAUCAUUUUCUGUAGAGCUUAUUGGUUUUAGUCUAGUUUUUCCAAUUCGAGAAAGGAAGAAAUUUAAUCGGUUUAGUAAAAACAUGUAAUUGUAUUGUAUUUAUAAAUUUUCCACACACAAAAAAUUGUAUUCUUUUCAAAAUAUCAGCCUCGGGUUUAUUCUUAAAAUUUCGUAAAUUUCGGCCUCAAUAUUCUUAUAAAAUACAUUCUUACAGUUACACGGGUUGGUACUGACAAAACUGUCGCGUUUAUUAUUGACAAAGUAACAGUGGUUUUCAGUAUAUAUAAAAAAAAUUGUCUUAUGUUGUCAAUAUCGGUAGCUCGCAACGUUAAUGAUUUUGCCACUCAGUGUUAAACAUUGGGAAUAUAUAACACAGGUACGUUUCAGGGAAUACCUAGCAAGCAUACCAAUAAAGAACAAGUUCCUCAGCUCGAACUCUUGAAACGAAACAUUUUAUUUUAUCACGUGUUCGACAAACUUCAUGCAAAGUGUUUCCUUGACAGUAAGGUUACAUCUUGAAAAAUUAGUUAACUAUAGUCGGCUUUUUUUUUUUAGCAACAACUAAGUCUCGCCGAGUGCAAACUGAACUUGUCGUAUUUUACCACACACAGAGAUGCUUGUCGACGGAAAUGUGAGGUGAAAGAAUAAUCUACAAACGAGCGUAGCGAGUGAAAUAUUGGGUUUAACACUGGAAAAUACAGUCCAUAUCUUCAGGCCACCGUGCAAUUUUCUUUUACUUACAUAGACAAAAUAGCAGGAAAUGACGCCAUCAAUAUCUUUACUAGUGAGAAUUUCAGAGCGGAAAAACGUCAUAAGCAUGCGCGAGUUUUGGCCCCGCGCCAGGCUCCAAGUUUAGAAAAAUGGCGGGAAUUUCGCCGCUCGUGUAAACAGAAAAAGUUACGAACUUUGUGUGCUUUCCCAAUUUUCCCGGUAAUCAGCAUCAUUCUAACAUCACUAAUGGAAAGUUGGUGCAUUGUUUGCGUGGGGAAUCAUUUUUUUUUUGGGCAAAAUUAACCUAAAGAAGGUUUUCGAACCCUUUAUUUCCCCACGCUGAAAAAGAAAUUUCGGUGCGAAGACACAAUUUUUCCACAAACACUCUUUGCAUAUUGCAUCCAUAUAUGCGCACCACUGAAUAUAUAAGCAAGAGAGCCUCUCAGCAAGCAGGGGAGGCUUGUUUACCUGACAGUGAAAUGCCGAGAAACAUUCAUGCUUGCCCAAGUAUAAAUUAUUUAGCUGAGCGCCAUCUUCGCGUACCUUAUUGGCAGUCUGCCGGCGCAUAAUUCAUGGUAGGGCACAUUUAGUCGCCUUCCCCUUCACCCCUUAAAUGCUAACCGCAGGCAAACAGCAGUAAAUAAAUGCUAACGCAAGCAAACCGCAGCAAGUAAAAGCUAAUCGCAAGCAAACAGUAUAUA